AUGGCCUCUUCUGCACGUCCAACCCUCACCCAUGACCGCGACGCCAGCUCAGUCCGUCCCCGUAACCGCCGUUUAGCUAGCGUCGAGAGUGGCAACGACAUCGUCUCUCGAGAGCCGUCUACGAUCCGCGGCACCGCCCGUCUCGCCUCAGGAACAUCGACCCCACUGCGCGAUGCGAGUCCUUUACCCACUCACCGGCUCGAUGUUGCCCCCGCCGGUGGUCGCCGUGGCCAGGAUAAGGGGGCGAAGAAUCCAGUGGGUGCCGGCGCGCCUGGAUUAGGGCUCAUAAACGGGUCAUGGGCUACUACCUGGGGCAACGUGCAAGAUCUUGCGGCAGGAUGGAUCUCGGGUAACAAGGCUUCCGCCGGAAGCGCGGGAAUUAUCGCGGAGAGGGAGGCUGCGCUGAUCGCUGCGAGGACCGCCAGCGUUCUCGAGAGUCACGAUGGUGUCAAUGGUGGCCUUGAUGUUGCCGGCAGGUAUAAACUCAGGACAUCUGACGAGUUACCGCGACAGACAAGUGCCUUCGAGCAGCCAGAGGAAACGCUUGUCUAUAUACACCAUGUUAAGCCUACGGAUACACAUGUAGGUGUCAUACUCAAGUAUGGCUGCAGAGACGAGGCUUUCAAGAAGCUUAACGGGCUGUGGUCUCGCGACAGUAUUUCGACUCGGAAAUGGCACUCUCAGCAGUCGACCAACAGUACCAAGCAGCGUGGCUGGCACAUCCACCCCGAGGUCGACGCGCAGGCCUCCCGCAAGCACAAGUCGAAGGAGACCUCGGAAUUCUCAAACACCGCGCGUAGCCGGCGAGGCAGAGGAGGAGCGCCCAACGCUGUAGGGCGUUGGAAUGCGACAUCGACCCUCCCUAUGCCUAUCUGCAUCGAGUGCCGUCACCCCGUCAAAACGUUAUGGACUGAAUAUUCCGGCGCUGGCGGGGCCAAGGGGAGUGGCGGUCACAAUAUCCGAUUGACGGUGUGCCACAACUGCGGCAACUUUUGCGACAAGUAUGUCGAGCAUGACUUUGUCAUCAUGUUCAUUGACCUCGUCCUCAUUAAACCACAGCCAUCCAUCAUCCGCCUUGGCGUCUUGCUCCUCCUCUUCGACGUCUACCUGACUUGGGCUCGUAUCGAAAAGAACGCUGAUCCGUCAUCAUCGGGUGUUCUUGGGCGAUUAGCGGAGCAGCCCAUUCUUCUCCAAUACAUAUUCUUCCGUAAGCACGACUUCUUGCCAUGGGGAGACUGUGCUCCACUGCUCGCUUUCAACGCUAGCCUUUCACCUCAGCAUCCGAACCCUAACUUCAUCCCGCUUUUCCCCGCUUUCACUCUUGGGGUUGAUGCAGCGCUACCCACGGCCUAA
Parascedosporium putredinis is the source of this 1353-nucleotide messenger RNA. The record is from the annotation of a GenBank genome assembly. NCBI's taxonomy places the organism in Eukaryota, Fungi, Ascomycota, Sordariomycetes, Microascales, Microascaceae.